Messenger RNA from Linum trigynum, 342 nucleotides. The record is from the annotation of a GenBank genome assembly. NCBI's taxonomy places the organism in Eukaryota, Viridiplantae, Streptophyta, Magnoliopsida, Malpighiales, Linaceae.
AUGGAGGGUCUCCGUGGAGCUGGGGUCGGUCUAGAGCCAGUCCCUUUGCUGGAUUUGUCUGCAACAACUGCUGGGGGCGUGAUUGGCUUUGAGACAAUCUCCCUAGCGGCCAUAGCUAUGGGUGUCGCUGGAGAAACGAUGGUGGUUGGUGGUGUUGGCACCCUCGUCGUGGCUUCUACAGGUGGUGACGCAACGGUGGCAGCAGGAACUACCGAAGUUUCUUCUGCGGAGUCAGAAGCAGCCGCCUUAGAGGAGUGGUCCUCGGCGUCCAGAUCUUCUUCUUUGGUGGUGACUAGUGGAAUUAAUUUAGGAACUUUAAUGAUGAAAUUGAGUUUGCCGUAG